Messenger RNA from Linum tenue, 753 nucleotides. The record is from the annotation of a GenBank genome assembly. Lineage: Eukaryota; Viridiplantae; Streptophyta; Magnoliopsida; Malpighiales; Linaceae.
AUGUCGUCGACGAAGGGCAGCGCCGGUACAACGAGGUGGACCAGGUCGAAGGGUCCAGGGGAUUGUGACCCUGUUGUUGUUCUGCCUACGGAUCAGAGGAAGAAGAAGACUGCCGCAACCGCGACAAAGGCUAAGAUUAACAACGUUCUAGCCAUAGCGGAGCAGGCCAACAUUACGGAGCUGCUGCGGACAAUCCUGGCACAGCAGAAUACGCCGAGGGAUGUUGCAGGGGAAGUUCAGGUGCCUGAACAGAAUCAAAUUCAGGGCAAUUUCGAGUUGCCACCACCUGAAGUAGGACAAGGGCACAAUGUUGCCGAGCUAAGAGGCGUUAAGCUGCAAGUGCCAUCAUUUUCUGAAACAUCAAUUAGCAACCCUACGCCAAGCAUAAUCACUCCGCUCCUAGCAUCAUCGUCCACCUCGGCCACCGCCUGCUCGACCACCGCCUGCUCGACCACCGCCUCGUCCUCCUCUAAACCUGCCACCGUCUCGGGGUUUCAUGGUUCUUCUUCUUCGCUGCCGCUGUUACAGGGAGGAUCGCCGAGCUUAACCAGGAGACAGUGGGAAGAAAUUGAAGAACGCCGCUGUUAUUGGGGCAACGUUCAAAUCCCAGGCGGCGGUGGGAAGAAAUUGACGACGAGUGACCAGGUUGUUCCAUUGGUAUCAGAGCAGGUCUUUGACGUGGAAAUCGAUCCAAGGCUGGAAAAGCAAAGCUCAUCUGUUAGAAUGCUAAGCCAUCUGUUUCCAAUCACUUAA